AUGGGGAUAAUGAAGAAGCUUGUUGCUGUUUCAGCAUUUGGCUUUUUAUCUUAUGCUGCUUUUUUGCUCUUGUUGACAUUUCCAACCCCUCAAAGAAUGAUAAUAUAUUGUAAUUGGGUUCAAUUUCCUUUUCGACCAAAGUUUUCUCUACCAGAAUACUAUGGGUUUGGGCACAACCAAGUUCGUAAUGUACGUAUCAAGACAUCCGAUAAUGUGACGCUUGGUGCAUGGCAUAUUCUUCCCUCCGAUUAUUACCGGCGUCAGGACAUCCGGUACCAGAACGUUACUGAUACAAUUUACGAUGACGCGUUGGCUGAUCCAAGUUACUCGACGGUUGUCUAUUUGCAUGGUAACGCAAUGAAUCGAGCCGCACCAUGGAGAGUCGAUCUGUACAAGGCCUUGACCAACCGAUUUGGCCUGGUGAAUCUGGUAACCAUUGACUACCGCGGAUUUGGUGACUCGGAUGGAGUUCCUUCUGAAGAAGGAUUACGCUCGGACGCUAAAGCCACCAUAGACUGGCUUGUUCAAAGAAAUGUCCCACAUGGCCGAAUUACACUCAUCGGCCAUUCUCUCGGUACGGGAGUUGCUACAACUUUGGCGUACGACAUGACAAAAGCAGGAACUCCACCUCAAGCAUUGAUCCUCAAGGCAGCCUAUAGUUCGCUUCCCAAUUUGAUUUUUGAGUAUCGUAUGUUGGAGAUAUUUCCAAUCCUGGGGCCCCUCAACUAUGUCCCACAAUUACAAAAUAAUAGUAAUAGUAAUAGCAUUAGUAUCAGUAGUAUUACGUAUGGUGGUGUGAAUUGGGUUUUAUCAAAAUUGGUUCACACAUUUGAUUCUAUUUCACGGAUCCAGCAUAUCGACUGCCCCGUCUUAAUUGUAUACGGAGGAUCGGAUAUUGAAAUUCCUGGACACAACUCACACCAACUCUUUCAUCGUGCCAUCUACGGUUCCGAUGCGCCCGCGCCAUUCACGAAACAUUGGCUCGAAAAUGAUCGGAUGGUCAAGCAACAGACGAUACCCAACGAGGCCACUGUGUACACCAGUCUGGAGCGUAACCCUAACGCUCGGUUGGUGAAAUUGCAUCACGCAGAUCACAAUAAUGUUGGUUACUAUGACUACUGCUAUGAAGCCAUUGCCGAGACAGCCCAUUGGAAACAAUAAAUAAAUAAAUGAAACAUAUACU
Molecule: messenger RNA, 1183 nt
Organism: Phycomyces blakesleeanus NRRL 1555(-)
Lineage: Eukaryota; Fungi; Mucoromycota; Mucoromycetes; Mucorales; Phycomycetaceae
Product: secreted alpha/beta hydrolase domain-containing protein
Exons: 14
Coding region: 1-1161 (386 amino acids)
Source: RefSeq, a predicted model, not a curated record